Molecule: messenger RNA, 4762 nt
Organism: Ictalurus furcatus (blue catfish)
Lineage: Eukaryota; Metazoa; Chordata; Actinopteri; Siluriformes; Ictaluridae
Product: adhesion G protein-coupled receptor F5
Exons: 17
Coding region: 1670-4651 (993 amino acids)
Biological process (GO): cell surface receptor signaling pathway; G protein-coupled receptor signaling pathway
Cellular component (GO): membrane
Molecular function (GO): G protein-coupled receptor activity
Source: RefSeq, a predicted model, not a curated record
GUGUUGUGGAAACACAAGGAUUCCGCGAAACAUCAGCCUACCCUGCUGAGCUUAAUUCCGAAGACGGCCGACUCAAUCACUUAAGACAAAAACGAGACAGUAAGCAAGAAAACCCUUUUCUAUAUUUGAUUUAUUAAUGACUUAUUAAUGAUUUAUAUUAUAUCCCAUAAAAUAAUCCAUUGAAUUAUUCUUUAAUGUUGCAUCAAUUCUAAGUGAUUUAAUCUGAUAAAUGAUGUGUAACUGGUGUGCUAUUUCACCCAUCCGAAGCACCAGGUACGUAACGGCUGAAUAAACCCAACAAAGUCACAUAAUGAUGCAUGAUGCAGUGUUCACUAUAAAUACCACGUUCUUACAGCGAUCGUUCCCUGUUUCCUUCUUGCCUGCUGUGAUGGCGUCCUGCUAGUGGGGGUCAGUAGGGGUUCUUUGGGGGUUCCAGAAGACUAUAACUCCCAUGGUGAUGCUGGGGACCAGCUGACCAAUUACAUGAAAGUCCAUCAGACUCUCUCAAGUAGCUGAAGAGCUGCUUGUUUGUGAAUUGUGUGCACUACUCUGAGCCGAAUGGGUUGGAGUGGUGUGGUGUUGUGUGCUGUUACAGCCAUUGUUUUGACUUUGCAUAUUUCUGGAAAUAUAUCUUUGAUUUUGAGGUCUGGGAGAAUGUCCGUGUAUAGGCCCUCUGUCAGCAACAUGGGUUGUGUUACAAAUGUCAGAUGUUCAUGUGUGUAGGCUGAGAAUGCCUCGUGUCUUUGUGACUGAGUGCAAAACUGUUUGUGGCAAUUGCAAUCCUGAAGCUAUCAUAGGAACUGUAGUCCAAGCCAUCUUCAUGGUUUAUAAGUGGUACCAUCCUCAGUAAUCUCAAUGAUCUUCAGGCUGUCCAUGUGGGGACAUCCUCAGCAGCGGGGAGUGAUUUCCAGUUGAUGAUGGAUCAGACAAGUCCGGAGAGUAGAAGGAGUCAGGAUCACUGGUUCAUCUCAGGAGUAGAAACUUGUUUCCUUGCUGAUAAAAGCAUUUUUUGUUCUGGAAAAAAAAAAUCUGUGAUCUGGCGCAAUGUCCCGGCCACAGCGAUGCUGGACUGGUAGAAAUGCGGACCACGUGUCAGGUAAAUCCAGUCAAACAUGCAUUUUUGGUGUUUGGGAGAACCACGGGAAUGAAGCAGCACCUGCUUUCAGGGUUGCCAAGUCUGCUUACAAUACACAACUUUGGGAUUCUUCUUUUUUGAAGUCGUUUUUAAAAAAGUCAUGGGUUGCGGUUUUUGGGCUUGUUUUAAAAAAAUAUGGUUGCUCGUUAGGAAAAUCCCAUUUUUUGGUUACACUUAUGCUCACUGUUUUCCCCAGUGCAUUGAUUGACACUGUCUGCUCACAGCUUCACAAUAAUAUCAGUGCAGUUAUGUAUUUCAUCCUCCCACAAAUCCCCUCACUGACCUGUCCCGCCCUCUCCUCCCCUGAAUGAAUGCAUACUUCAGAGGAACACGUUUUAAUCCCAGUUUUAUUGUUUUCCCAGCUAGUACAUAUGCACUGGAAUACAUCGUGGUGGUAGAGGUAAAUGUUUCCGAACUGGAUUUCAUGCAGCAACUCAAAUCGUUCAGUCUUCAGUUAGACAACUCCACUAAAAUCUCUACUGUGGACAUAACAACCGGUGUGAGGACCAGUAUAUUUGGCCAUGUGACAAGUGCAUGGAAUAUGGGCAAUGCAAUGGCGCCACCAAAUCCUCGUGUUCUUGCAUCAAUGGCGUUCCAAACGAUGGACAGUUCUGCCAGCCACUACAUGACAUGUCAAAUGGAAGUACAUGUCCAACUCCACCACCACCACCAGCACCACCAGAGACCCCAAAAAAUAUGUCACUGAAGAUAGAUGAAAAGUUUGACAUCGCACUCACCAACCCAACCAGUGUGAAGUACCACAAAUAUAAAACCACACUUGAGAAUGUGAUUGAUGAUAGUUACCGAAACAUGGCUGGCUACAAACCUGGCUCCGUGAGAAUUCUCAGGUUCAGGCCUGGCAGCGUAAAUGUAGACUUUAUAAUUACCACAACCACGAAUGACCUUGAUUUUAGAUCUGCAAACUCGGAGCUCUCUCAAAUACUCACUGCGAAUGGAUUUAAAGUUGUUGAAAAUGCUUUUGCUUAUAGCGAGGAGUAUGACCUAGUCCAAAGCCCAGGCAAAAUAUAUCCUCUGCAAGAUGUGCAGCUCAAUUGUGCUCUUCCAGCGGCUGUAAUGGGAAACAUACAAUGGCGAGUGGGUGGAGUCGAUCCUUUUCUCAAUCCCGUUAAAUAUAACAUCCUUAAUAACAACCGCACUCUUAAAGUAAUAAGCGCGAGUGCCGUCGACAGUGGUAUAUAUGAAUGCAUAACCCAAAACAAUUCACUCAGACUUAUCCAGUGGCAACGAAUUGUGAUUCAGCCGUACCCCAAUAUCCAAGUAAAUCCUGAUAAAGUGUAUAAAUGUGGCGAUGUGUCCAUACCACUGCAGUGCUGUGCCCACAGCAGCUAUACAGUCAAGUGGACCAAGGACUCCCCGGAACCACUAACGCCUCCAGGUCCAGGGUCAGGCUGCAUCGUAUACAACUACACUGUCCAGAAACAGGAUUGUGAGGCUGGUGACAAAAAAGUCACUUUCACAUGUCAACUUUCAGACGAUACUCUGAGUGUGUUCGAUUAUAGCUCAAAAAGCUUAUCAAUAAGUACGACCCAGAAAGCAUUCACCUGCACUGAUAGCAGCUUCGGUGUUGGGAUUGUAAAUCAGACAGCGUUCAGACACUGUGAUGGAAAUGAGAUUGGAAUUCAAUGGGCAGUGUGCAAUAAAACAGGACAGUGGAGCAUAAUAUCGAACAACUGCACCCUUCGAGCCAUCCAGGACCUGGCAGAGAGGGCUGAAUAUUUAGACGUAGAAGAAGUCCCAAUGUUUGCUGCGAAUCUCAGUAACGCUGCGGAAAAGAAUUCGGAGGGUAUAACCACCGUGCCUGUCAAUCUCUUGAAAGUUGUUGAUUUACUCAGCAGACUUGCGACUAUUUCCAAAACAGGAUCAUUUACAGUGGACAAAAACAUGAUGGAGGAUUUCCUCAAAACUGUGGACGUCGUCACGUCUGAGAAAGCCCAAGCGACGUGGAAGAGUUUCAACGACGGUGACGCGAGUACGAACGCCAGCUCUGUGCUUCUUCAGGCAAUCGAAAAUAUCGGGAGCAGCCUCUCAAACGAUAGUUUUUCCAUAGUGAUGUCGAAUAUCCGACUCGUGAGGAAUUUGAGUCGCUUCAUCCAUGAAACGUUUAACACAAAUUCAACUACUCAAAUACGCUUUCCAGAGACUGGCGGAUCGUUCCCGGUCACCGUGGUUAUUUUCUCAGCGCUUAACGUUGUGUUACCUGUUCGGAAUGCAAACAACAACAGCAGUCAAACUCAAGCCAGCAUCAACGGAGACUUAGUUGUGAUUGAAGGAGAGUCGGCAGUGAACAACGUCUCCCUUGUUUUCGAUGCUAAAAACAAGUCAUUAGGAAACCCACAGUGUGUCUUUUGGAACUUUAACCUUUUAAAUGGAAUUGGUGCGUGGGACUCGACUGGAUGUGAACUCAAGCCACUGAGUAGUCAAGCUGAAAGGUUGACAUGCGAGUGCAACCACACAACCUCUUUUUCUAUACUGAUGUCACCAGCAGUUUUUCCAGAUAACGAUACCCUGACUUACAUCACGUACAUUGGCGUAUGCAUUUCAAUGGGCAGCUUGGUUUUGUGCCUCAUCAUCGAAAGUCUUAUCUGGAAAUCGAUGUCAAAAACAGAUACGUCGUACAUACGCCACGUCUCCACGGUCAACAUCGCUCUGUCCCUUCUGGUUGCAGACAUGUGCUUCAUUAUCGGAGCAGUAAUUGGGAAAAAAGGGCAGAAGACACCUGUGGGUCCCUGCAGCACAGUGACAUUCUUCAUCCACUUCUUUUACCUUGCUCUGUUCUUCUGGAUGCUCCUGUCAGCACUCUUGCUUCUCUACCGCACUGUCAUAGUCUUCUCCAGGAUGUCCAGGACCAUGAUGAUGACCAUAGCCUUUACCGUUGGCUAUGGAGCCCCAUUAAUAAUCGCUCUGGUUACUGUGGCAGCAACAUCUGGAAAUGGAGGAUACAUUCAAGAAGAGGAUACUUGUUGGCUCAACUGGAAUAAAACCAAGGCUAUACUGGCGUUUGUGAUUCCAGCCCUGGUCAUCGUGCUUGUAAAUCUCCUGGUGCUUAUUAUGAUUGUAUAUAAGAUCAUGACGAGUGGAAUUGGCGCCAGAAUUCAGCGAGAUGAGAAACAUGCCAUAGUAAUGAUUGCCAGGUGUGUGGGCAUUUUAACACCCCUCUUUGGUCUAACUUGGGGAUUUGGGAUUGGAACCAUGGUGUCAUCAGCCUUUGGGAUUCACGUGGUGUUUGCAAUCCUUAAUUCACUACAGGGCUUCUUCAUUUUAGUUUUUGGAACACUACUGGACAAAAAGAUUUUUGGGGCUCUCCUAAGAAGGUGGAGGUGGACGAACAUGAGCCUUAACCUCACUGGGAACACCAGUGAAGGAACAUCAGCUUCUAAUCGAAGGGGUUUCUAUCACGUUUUCCCAAGGCGAUACGGCUACAACCUCUCGACAGCUGCCUACUCUUCACAUGUACCGUCAAACUUCACGGAAAGUUUUAAGUUCACUGACAAAUAAUGCGUCUCACUGCACAUGCAAACAGAGCGUCCCUUCCACACGACUGCCAUGACUCGACUCGAAUCAAUUCCAUUUCUUUUAUUGUUAAAUAAACAGCUACUGCAAUGUUAA